AACGAGAGAGAAUAAUGUUACAGUUUCCGACAUUGAUGAGUCAGUUUCCGACAUCCACGAAGACGAUUCCGGCGUCGCAUCUGCUACCUAUACAAUGGCCUCAGCCUCAGAACGAAGAGAUUCUUCUCGCCAUGGAAGAAGCCGAGUACGAAGAAAAGUGCAACGAGAUAAGAAAGAUGAGUCCCAGCUUACCGGUGAUAGGAAAACCAGUCGUUGACAACCAUCAAGAAGAAGAUGACAAUGAAGCAGAUGACGAUGAUGAUGCAGACAAUGCUGAGGAGUCUGAUGGUGAAGAGUUCGAGCAAGAAACCGGUUAAAUAACCCUCCACAACAAAUAAAAAGAAGUUUAAUGAUGGCAUUAGCUUUGAUUUAGAGGAUACAUUCUUCUAAUAAUACAGUGCCAAAACAACUGGGGUUGUGACAUAUGUUUCUCAGAAUUUUAGUCAUGGGUUAUUAGUUGUUUGGUUUCAUGAUGUUUAUUUUGUUACCAUGAAAAUGUUAAAUUUGAGAUGCGUGUGGUACCUUGAAAGCGUCAAGUAUUUUGGCCCAAUUUCGUGUAAUGUGUGAUGACUUUUCAGCAAAAAACAAAAGUUGCAAUUAGUUUAAGAAGAAAACAUGAGAUGUGUGUGGU
This is a messenger RNA of Eruca vesicaria subsp. sativa (arugula), 631 nucleotides long. NCBI's taxonomy places the organism in Eukaryota, Viridiplantae, Streptophyta, Magnoliopsida, Brassicales, Brassicaceae. The record is from the annotation of a GenBank genome assembly.